AUGGCGGCGACUAACAACGUCCCCGUGACUCUGGACACGCCUAUCGUGGUCAAGGUCCUGUUCCGCGGCCAGACAAAGAAGUUCAAGCUGCCUCUGAAGGAUCUUGGAGCCCAUGUGCUGCCCGACAAGCUCCGAAGCAUCCUCCAGCUUGAGGCUGGCGAGCAGGUCGUCUUCGAGCGCUACUCCGACUCCGCCGCCUCGUAUGUCAUCCUCGACGCCGACAAACCCCAGGUUUACAAGACGCUCUUCCGGGCCGCAAAGGCGAAACUCAAGCUGCGUUUGAGAGCUACCGUUCCUGGUGAAGAGCCCGUACCUGCGCCCGCACCCGCGCCGAUGCCGCCACAUACGCUUCCAGGCUACGCGCCAUCUGUUCACCGCAUGAGCUCAGAUACCCUCACUCCACAGGGCAAUGCACCUGUUUCUCCGGUAAUUGCCCGCUCGCCGGACAUGGAAAAGAAGGAGUCCAUCAGUCCUGUGUCGCCACCAAAGACGGCAGAUGCUGACGGCGAGGCUCCUGUACCGCAGGCCUUCAUUGCCCGUCAGAACUUCUUCAACAACCUUGCAACUGCCAACUAUAACUCGGGUCUUGCGUUCCGCCCGAAGACGAGCAAUGUAUGCACCUCGUGGGUUGUCUAUUGCAACAACUGCAACGAGCCCAUGGAGGACGAGCACUUCCAUUGCAGCGUAUGCGAUGGUGGCGAUUACGAUCUUUGCCCUGCUUGUGUCGACAACGGUGUUCACUGCCCCGGAAGCGGACACUGGAUGGUCAAGCGCUUCGUCAAGAAUGGCAGUGUCGUCAACAGCACUACCCAGCGCAUCGCACCCAAAGUCAAGGUCGAGGAGCCCCAACAGCAGGAUAUUCCGGGAGCUUUCACCGAUGAGAAGCAGUCUGUUACCUACGAACAGGAGCCCACUCGCACCUGUAACUGCUGUGUCACCGUGCUCCCCGAGAAGGAGUUCGUCACCUGCAUCCCCUGUGAUGAUUACGACCUUUGCUUGACUUGCCAUGUUAGCAAUAAGCAUGGCCACCAUCCUGGCCAUACCUUCAAGCCUGCCACAUCCGAGACUGUGCUUCCUACUCUGGCGGAUUUCCUGUGCAAUUCCGGCAGGAAUGUUCGUCACAACGCUGUCUGCGAUGGCUGCGACAAGUUCAUUUACGGUGUCCGCCACAAGUGCCUGAAUUGCCCAGACUGGGAUUACUGCUCUGACUGUCUCAAGAACGCCAAGUUCAUUCACCCCCGUCACCGCUUCGUACCUAUCUAUGAGCCUUUGGCUGAGCCCAUGAACACCGCCAACCGCCACUACGGUAUCUACUGUGACGGUCCUCUCUGCAAGGAUAAGGAGAACCUGUCAUACAUUGACGGCAUUCGCUACAAGUGUGCAGUCUGUCACGACACCGACUUCUGCCAAAACUGCGAAGCUCAUCCCAGCAACAAGCACAACCACACUCAUCCACUCAUCAAGUUCCAAACACCUGUGCGCAGCGUUAGCGUCACGACUCUCAACGAUGAUAAGCAGCGCAAGUCCGUUGCUAGGCUUGGUGAUCGCAUUGCUGACAGGCGGUCUACCUCGACUGAGACUACCCCUGUCGCUCCUUCUACCAACGCUGCGACUCAGGUCCAGACCAUUGUUGACAUGAAGCCCUCAGCAGAGCCUCAAGUCAAGAAGGAGAAGAUCGCUAUUCGUGAUCUGCUCGUCGACUCUGUAGAGCCAGUGCAAGAGAAGCCUGUUCAGCCUAUCCAGCCUACGGUGCCCAUCAAGUCGGAAGCUAUCUCCAUUGCCAGAUCGGAUACCGCUACCGAGGGCCUUGACGCACACUUCAUUCGAGAUACCAUCAUUGACGGUUCCAAGAUCUGUGCAGGCCACCAGUUUGUUCAAGUAUGGACUCUGCGCAACCCAGGCCCUAACGCCUGGCCACGAGGAUGCAGUGUACGACACGUUGGUGGCGACAACAUGCUCAACAUCGACAACACGCGUCCCUUGAGCCACACUGAUCUCGCAGAGGCCAGCGAAAGCAACAUACUCGGACAUACCGUCGAGGCCGGCGAGGAGGCUCAGUUCCGUGUUCUUAUGAAGGCACCCAAACGUGAGGGCACUGCUAUCUCUUACUGGCGCUUGAAGACCCCUGAAGGUAUGCCCUUCGGUCAUCGUCUGUGGUGUGAUAUUGCCGUCGUUGGCGUGCCCUCCCCUGUGGUCGCCCAGCCAGCGAUUCCUCCUGCGCCAGUCCAGAGCGUCCCUACUCCUACCCCAGGCUCAGCUACCACGUUUGAGGUUGCCCCUCGAUCGAAUCCUCUUUACGAGCGCCUCCUACAAGCUAGAGCUGAGAGGAUGAAGCAUGUACAACACUCUCAGCAACAGCAAAUGAACCUGCAGAAGAUGAAGGAUGCGCACCACUCUUUGCAACAACAACUGGACCAACAGAAGAUGGAGCGUGUCCAGCGUGUGCGCAAGGCUGCUAUGGAGCGUCUUCUAGAGGGCCGUCGUAAGGUUCAUGAGGAAACAAACCGCCGCAAGGAACACGAAGCUGCUCUUGCCACAAUCAACCAGGAGCCGAUUGUUCCAUCCAAGGCUGAGAUCAAGCCUGAGGAGCCAGUCGCUGAACUCCCCGUUGAGGAGAAGCAGCGCUCAUCUGAGCCUCUCGCUUCCGGUAUGAUUUUCCCUCAGCUAGACAAAGAGUCCCCUGAGUCGAGCACCUAUGAGUCUUCUACUACUGCUCAGCCCAUGUCUCCCUCGUCUGAGAAGAGUACAGUCGCUCGUACCGUCACCGUCGCUUCGGAUGACGAGUUUUUCGAGGAUGCCGAAAGUGUUGCACUAAUGUCCGAUGACGGUUUCAUGACCGACGAGGAAUACGACAUCCUCGAUGCUAGCGAUGAGGAGAUGCCGUAA
Messenger RNA from Alternaria arborescens, 2886 nucleotides. RefSeq lists its product as hypothetical. Gene Ontology annotation, molecular function: zinc ion binding. Bases 1 to 2886 code for a protein of 961 amino acids. The transcript is spliced from 3 exons. The record is from RefSeq and is a predicted model, not a curated record. Lineage: Eukaryota; Fungi; Ascomycota; Dothideomycetes; Pleosporales; Pleosporaceae.